Messenger RNA from Tarenaya hassleriana, 2641 nucleotides. RefSeq names its product G-type lectin S-receptor-like serine/threonine-protein kinase SD2-5. The record is from RefSeq and is a predicted model, not a curated record. Lineage: Eukaryota; Viridiplantae; Streptophyta; Magnoliopsida; Brassicales; Cleomaceae. Gene Ontology annotation, biological process: protein phosphorylation. The transcript has a single exon. Gene Ontology annotation, molecular function: ATP binding; protein serine/threonine kinase activity. Bases 36 to 2510 code for a protein of 824 amino acids.
CUAAAUUUAGGAUCUUGAGACCAAAAACUGAAGCCAUGGGAGGUUGGGGCUUCAGACACUAUGUGGGCUCCAUGUUCUUAUGCGUUCUCCUGUUACCAGUGUCUCUAAUGGCGUCCGUUCUUCGCGUUGGGAACAUAACUCCUGGAUUUCAAGGUUCUCAGAUGACUUACAUCGACAAGGACGGGUUGUUUCUCCGAUCCAACAACUCGGGAUUCGGAUUCGGAUUCGUCACAACCCCAAAUGACGUCACCUUGUUCAUUCUCAGCAUCGUCCAUACGAGCAGCUCGAGGGAGAUCUGGUCUGCGAAUCGCGCUUCUCCUGUCUCGAAUUCGGACAAGUUCGCGUUCGAAGAGAAUGGCAAUGUCGUGUUGCAGAAAGGAGGAACUGUGGUUUGGAAGCUGGACAAUUCAGGCAAAGGAGCAUCUGCAAUGGAGCUUCGAGAUUCCGGGAAUCUCGUCGUGGUUGGGAACGACGGGAAUUCCAUCUGGGAAAGCUUCGAUCAUCCCACUGAUACUUUGAUCACAAGCCAAGAAUUCAAAGAAGGGAUGAAACUGACGAGCGAUCCAUCUUCGGACAACGUGAGUUAUGUUCUUGAGAUCAAAUCAGGAGAUGCUGUUCUUUCUGUAAGCAGCCCAACCCCUCAGGUGUAUUGGUCUAUGGGAAGUGACCAGAGAAAGAUCAUCAACAAAGACGGAAAGGUCGCCACCUCGUCUUCCCUCGUCUCCAAUUCAUGGAGAUUCUACGAUCAGAGCAAGGUUCUGUUAUGGCAGUUCAUAUUUUCAGACAGCAACAAGGAUGAGAACUCGACUUGGAUCGCUGUUUUAGGGAACAAUGGAGUCAUCUCGUUCUACUUUCUUGGCGAUGGAGUUUCCGCCUCUGAAUCUUCGACCAAAGUACCCCAAGAUCAGUGUGCCACACCAGAGCCCUGUGGCCCUUAUUUACAGUGUUCGGGAAGUAAGGUUUGCGAGUGUGUAUCAGGACUUUCCCGCCUUCGAUCGGACUGCAGAACCGGGAUAUCGUCUCCUUGUAAGAAAAGCAACAAUUCACAACCUGUGGAACUCAUCAAUUCCGGAGAUGGGCUUGAUUAUUUCGCCCUUAAGUUCGUUUCCCCGUCUUCAAAAACCGAUCUUGAUGGCUGCAAGGCCUCUUGCAGCGGGAAUUGUUCGUGUCUCGGCCUCUUCUUCGAGAAUUCUACUGGUAAUUGUUUCUUGUUUGAUUGGUUGGGAAGCUUCAGAAACUCGGACAAAGGAACUGGUUUCGUUUCUUAUAUCAAGGUUGCGUCUAAUGGCAUAACCACCGAUGAAGGGGAGGACGGCGGGAAACACUUCCCGUAUAUCGUGAUCAUCGUCGUGGUAACUGUAUGUAUCAUCGUGGGUUUGAUCUUUUUCGCGGUGAGAUUCCACAGGAGAAGGAAAAAGCUCGGGGAAGAAGCUCCUCAAGAGAGUUCGGAGGAGGAUAAUUUCCUCGAGAACUUAUCCGGAAUGCCCAUACGCUUUACCUACAAAGAUCUUCAGAGUGCUACUAAUAACUUCUUGGUGAAGUUAGGGCAAGGCGGGUUCGGAUCGGUGUACCAAGGGUUUCUACCCGACGGAACUCGUAUAGCGGUGAAGAAACUGGAAGGGAUUGGUCAAGGGAAGAAGGAAUUCAGAGCCGAGGUCAGCAUAAUCGGAAGCAUUCAUCAUCUUCACUUGGUACGACUAAAGGGAUUCUGCGCGGAAGGAACUCACAGGAUGCUAGCUUACGAGUUCAUGGCGAAAGGGUCAUUAGACAAAUGGAUAUUCCGGAAACAGAACGGCGAUUUCCUGCUUGAUUGGGACACGAGAUUCAACAUUGCCCUCGGGACAGCAAAGGGUCUCGCCUAUCUCCAUGAGGAUUGCGACGUGAGAAUCGUCCACUGCGACAUAAAACCUGAGAACAUCCUCCUCGACGAUAAUUUCCUCGCAAAAGUAUCGGAUUUCGGGUUGGCGAAGCUGAUGACACGAGAGCAAAGCCAUGUAUUCACCACUUUACGAGGGACCCGGGGAUACCUAGCCCCCGAGUGGAUCACAAACUAUGCUAUCUCGGAGAAGAGCGACGUGUACAGCUACGGGAUGGUACUACUCGAGAUUAUCGGAGGGAGAAAGAACUACGAUCCGUCAGAGACAUCGGAGAAAUGCCAUUUCCCGUCAUACGCGUUCAAGAUGAUGGAGGAAGGGAAGAUUCUCGAGAUUGUGGACUCGAAGAUGAAGAAUGUCGACGUGGAAGACGACGAGAGGGUUCAGAGGGCGUUGAAAGUGGCGUUGUGGUGCAUACAAGAAGAUAUGCAUCUUCGGCCGUCUAUGAGCAGAGUCGUUCAGAUGCUCGAAGGAGUUUCUCCGGUGGUUCAGCCUCCUCCUUCUUCGACUUUAGGGUCUCGCCUUUACUCGAGUUUCUUCAAGUCACUCAGCGAGGAGGGCGGUACUUCUUCCGGACCGUCCGAUUGUAACAGCGAUACUUAUCUCUCCGCUGUUAGAUUAUCUGGUCCAAGAUAGCGAGUUCCUUAUACUGGUUUUGUACAUGGGGUUGUUGUAAUAGUUCAAGUUUUGUGUUCUGUUAUAGUUUUGUUUACAUAGAUUCAAUGUGGAUUUUGUAUUAGCCUCUGUUUUUAAGCAUUCCCUUGAUA